Messenger RNA from Drosophila obscura, 733 nucleotides. RefSeq names its product ADP-ribosylation factor-like protein 3. Gene Ontology annotation, molecular function: GTP binding; GTPase activity. The transcript is spliced from 3 exons. Lineage: Eukaryota; Metazoa; Arthropoda; Insecta; Diptera; Drosophilidae. The record is from RefSeq and is a predicted model, not a curated record. The coding region runs from base 80 to 619 and encodes 179 amino acids.
AAAACAUAGUAGAAAUUCAGUUUUACUUCCACUGGAAUAGAACCUUCACUUACAUAGCAUUAAAUAUACUAGGAUAACCAUGUGCUUUACGCUCAUUCGUAAGCUCCGGGCCACAAGUGCCAGAGAACCCUGUCUGCUUGUCUUGGGCCUCGACAAUGCUGGCAAAUCCGCGCUGACAGCCUGCCUAGCAGACCAAUUAUGUCACGGUUACGUGGCUGCCUCUAUGGGGGCCACUGAGCUGCGCCUUAAACUCAAAAAUACCAAAAUACAAAUGUUCGAUCUGAGCGGCGGACUGCGGGAGCGAAAUCUAUGGGCCAACUACUACCACAAUGUUGGCGCCUUGAUCUUUGUUAUCGACAGCAAGGAUGCGGCUCGGCUGAGCGAGGCACGCUGCGUGCUCUGCGAUGUUCUGCUGGACGAGCGACUGCAGCAGGUGCCACUGCUAAUUGUGGCCAACAAACAGGACGCUUUGGGCGCUUUGUCCAGCCUUUCGGUGGUGGACCUGAUGGGUCUCAGCCGCUUGGAGGGACGCGAGUGGAAUAUACUGGAGUGUUCGGUGACAACAGGCAACGGCAUUCAGGACAUCAUCGGCUGGAUUGCCAAGAAGAUACGAAAGUGAGCGAGCGAUCGAGAGUUUAAUUCGAACUUAAUUCGUUCACUCGGCUGUAAUUGUGUUCUAAAUUUUAAAUGUAGAUUAACAAAGUGCCCUGCCAUAUAAUUUUAAUAGUUGCCA